Molecule: messenger RNA, 1245 nt
Organism: Cantharellus anzutake
Lineage: Eukaryota; Fungi; Basidiomycota; Agaricomycetes; Cantharellales; Hydnaceae
Exons: 6
Coding region: 1-1245 (414 amino acids)
Source: RefSeq, a predicted model, not a curated record
AUGUCCUUAGUCCCAAAUAAUUAUGGGCCAGGAUCUUACAUUGGUCCUAGUGUUGAUGAUGUUUCAAGUUUCCAGUCACGACCGAUACGAACACCCUCACCUACGCCUUCUGAGCUCAUCGAGGAGAAGCAGCCUUUCCGCCUCAUAAACUGGAAGGUGGUGGCAAAUUACAGGAGUUGGUUUACUAGGAGAGCCAUUCCAUGGAUUAUUGCUGGCGCCGUAUUUUUUACCAUCAUCAUCCUUAUGUCCGUCUUUCACCGUCAAAUCGUGGAUUGGUUAACGCCAUUUUCAAGAGAUUUGAAGAAGUUACCUGCUGGAUGGGUUAUUCCGAUCAUAAUUCUAUUUGUCCUAUCCUUCCCCCCUCUGUUUGGCCACGAAAUUGUGGCUAUCCUCUGCGGUGUUGUUUGGGGGUUGUGGGUGGGCUUCGGGAUUGUCGCUGUCGGCACGCUCCUUGGUGAAAUUGGCAACUUCUAUGCGUUCCGAUAUCUCUUAACCAAGCGGGGUGAAAAGCUUGAACGAACGAAUCUCAAGUAUGCCGCCUUGGCUAAAUUAAUCCGCAGGGGUGGUUAUCUGAUACCUAUCGUUGCCCGUUUCUCGGCGAUUCCUGGACAUUUCACUACUGCCGUUUUCUCCACAUGCGGAAUGAACAUUUGGGUCUUUAUUGUUUCCGCCACGGUCUCAUUGCCAAAGCAGUUAACGACAGUUUACCUUGGUGUCAUUAUCGAGGAAUCCAGCAGCAACACUCAAUCGAAGAAAAGCAAAAUCAUCUCCGAUACAGUCCUCAUUGUAUCGAUACUCAUUACCAUUAUCGCUGCAUGGUGGAUAUUUCGUGAGAUGACCAAGGUCAAACCGGAAGUUAUGAGGGAUAUGCGGCGCCGUCGAGCGAUGCAGAAAUGGGAAAUAGAGAAUAGUAGUAACAGCACUGAUCGUUUGGCGUUGCACGCAUUCAAUGCGGAUGACUCCGAUGAGGAGCGCGAGGCAGGGAUGCGACAACCUGUACCUUUGCGCAUGGAAAGCCAGCGAUACGAUGUGGACGAACCGCUACAGACCAAUCAACUCUACGACCCAUCUCCAAUCGCUGGUAAGGUUAGAUUUCAAGAACGCGCCGGACGUCAGAGUGGCGAGGACUUGACUUGGGACCCCGCCAAUGACGGCGGCAGUACCGUUUAUUCGCUCAAGCCUCAAUAUGUGGCCCGCAAUCAAACGUCUGACCUGGAGGACCAAAGCACCAGUACACCUCUAUAA